Henningerozyma blattae CBS 6284 is the source of this 2766-nucleotide messenger RNA. RefSeq names its product DEAH-box RNA-dependent ATPase PRP2 (gene PRP2). NCBI's taxonomy places the organism in Eukaryota, Fungi, Ascomycota, Saccharomycetes, Saccharomycetales, Saccharomycetaceae. The coding region runs from base 1 to 2766 and encodes 921 amino acids. The transcript has a single exon. The record is from RefSeq and is a predicted model, not a curated record. Gene Ontology annotation, cellular component: catalytic step 2 spliceosome; intracellular anatomical structure. Gene Ontology annotation, molecular function: RNA binding; ATP binding.
AUGUCUGAUAACAUACAAUCAGGUGUGGGUAAGAGAAGGGUAAAGCGAAAUUAUGCAACUAUUGAUGAUGAUAAUAACCAAAACUUUGAAUUAAAUGCAAAAGAUAAAGAGGUUACAUCUGAGAAAUCUGAAUCUAGUGGAGAAAAGGUUGGCAAUCUUAUUGAAAGGACAUCUUCUAACGGUGAACAAAAUAAAUAUCCAGAUACCAAAAAAUUCAAAGAGGAAACCAAAAAUACGGCUAACAGGGAUGAGUUAAAAAGAUUUCCCCGUUAUAAUUACUUUAGUAAAAGAGAAAAAAUUAAAUUAGAUAGAACUACUAAAGAGUUGGAACUUCUUGAAGCUGAUGCUGAAAAAUAUGGAUUAUCUAAUUUGACAAAAACUGAGCAAGAAUCUAUCAUCACUAAAAGGGAAAUCAUUAAUAUAUUGAAACAAAAGCUUGAGUCAAUUUCCAGCCAGAAUUCAUUUCAUUUAUAUGAUGCUUCUUCCACACAAUAUCAUAAUAAUGUACAUGAAAAAAAUGGAUAUCACAAAGAUAGUAAGAAGAGUAGACAGCGGCAGUGGGAAGAAAGGCAACUAUCAUAUGCAAUUAAUCACAAUGAACCAAAUAGUGAAGAUAUAAUAAUUCCUGGAACAAAGCAUUAUGAUUUUGUAUUUGAUGAAGAAGCUAUGAUAGAUUAUACAGAUGAUGCAACAGAUGUGAUUAAUGAAGAUGAAGUAGGAAAAAACGAUUAUGAUCAAAGAUUAUUAAAGGCUUUGCAGGAUGAAAAGGAAAAAGUGUUGACUAUAAGUGAAACAAGAAAAAAAUUACCUGUUUAUCAAUAUAGAGAAGAUUUAUUAAAAGCUAUUCAUGAUAACCAGAUUUUAAUAGUAGUUGGUGAAACUGGUUCUGGUAAGACCACCCAAUUACCACAAUAUUUAGUAGAAGAUGGAUUUUGCCAAAAUGGUAAAUUUCAAAUUGCAGUUACUCAACCCCGUAGAGUAGCAGCAACCUCUGUAGCAUCAAGAGUUGCAGAUGAAAUGAAUGUUAUCCUCGGACAAGAAGUAGGGUAUUCAAUUCGUUUUGAUGAAAAGACUACUCCAGAUAAGACAAUUCUUAAAUAUAUGACUGAUGGUAUGUUACUACGUGAAUUUUUGAUUGACCCUCAUCUCAGUAAAUAUUCGUGUAUAAUGAUUGAUGAAGCGCAUGAACGUACAUUAGCUACUGAUAUUCUUCUUGGGUUAUUAAAAGAUUUAACAACAAGAAGGAAAGAUCUUCGUAUUUUAAUAUCGUCAGCUACUAUGAACGCCACCAAAUUUUCUGAAUUUUUUUUCAAUUGCCCAAUUUUCAAUGUACCAGGUAGGAGAUUUCCAGUAGAUAUUCAUUAUACUUGUCAACCAGAAUCAAAUUAUUUAAAUGCCUGUAUUACUACAAUAUUUCAAAUCCAUACUACACAACCGCUGCCCGGUGAUAUAUUGGUAUUUUUAACGGGCCAAGAAGAAAUUGAAAAGGCUCAAGAAAAUAUUGAAAAUAUUGUUGACAAGUUAGGAAAUAAUAUUGAACCAAUUUUUGUAAGACCAAUUUAUGCAAAUUUGCCACAAGAACAGCAAGAAUUGAUAUUUCAAAAAACUCCGAAGAAUUGUCGAAAAGUUGUAUUAGCCACCAAUAUUGCAGAAACUUCUCUAACUAUCGAUGGUAUUAAGUUUGUCAUUGAUUCGGGAUAUGUAAAAGAAAAUUCAUUUAUUCCAUCUACUGGUAUGUCCCAAUUACUUACAGUACCUUGUUCAAGAGCCUCUGUAGAUCAAAGAGCUGGUCGUGCUGGUAGAGUGGGUCCAGGUAAAUGUUUUAGAAUAUUUACUAAAUGGUCAUAUUAUAAUGAAUUAGAGAUGAUGCCAAAGCCGGAAAUCGUACGUACUAAUCUUUCUCACACAGUACUAUUACUGCUUUCCCUAGGUGUUACAGAUUUGAUAAAUUUUCCAUUGUUGGACAAACCAACUAUCACUGCAUUAAAAAAAUCGUUGGAGCAAUUAUAUUCAUUGGGUGCAUUGAAUAGUAAAGGUUCCAUCACACAGUUAGGUCGUAUGAUGUGUGAUUUCCCCUGUGAGCCUCAAUAUAGUAAAGUAAUAAAUAGUGCAGCUACUCAUGAACAAUGUAAAGGUGCAUUAGAUGAAUGUGUCACAGUUGUAUCAAUGCUUCAUGAAACGACCUCAUUAUUUAUAGGAAAGAAAAAUAAUAAUCCGAACUCGGUUGCAGUAAAAGGUGAAUUGGAAAGUGAUCAUAUGAUGUAUUUAAAAAUAUACAAUGAAUGGGUGCAUAAUAAUUAUUCGAAAAUAUGGUGCCAUGAUCAUCAUUUCCAACACAAAACACUCUUGAGAGUCCGUAACAUUCGCCAACAGCUAAUGAAUACAUGUAAAAAGUUGGGUUUAGUGUCUAAAAACGAAAUUGCUCUUCGUGAAAGUGCAAACGAAAUCAUGAAUACUCUUGAAACAAGAGUUGCCAAGGCUUUCAUAUCAGGGUUCUCAAUGAACAUCGCAGAACUUGGUUCCAAUGGAAGUUACCACAUAGUUGGAGCAGUUUCUAGUAGCGGUGGAAUCGAUGUAGUUAUCCAUCCCUCCAGUGUAGUGUCUCGAAAUUUAAGAGAGAGCGGUAAAAAGCCAUAUAAGCAUAUCUUAUACCAACAAUUGAUGUACACAUCAAGAGAAUUUAUUAAAGAUUGUUUGCCAAUUAAUAAUGUGUCUUUAAUCAAGGAAAUGGCUCCUCAGUUAUAUAAACGGUUAAAUAAUGUUUAA